GCCAAUCAGAAGCCGGCGUGGCGCAAAAGCAGCCAAUCAGAACAAGCGUCUAUGCGCACUACUUUGGACGACUGCACGGCGGACAUGGACGGGACGAGUAGUGCCCUCACUCAUGUCCCAAACUUUUAGCAGUUUACUUUCGACACCAGCCAGAACGGAGCUGCUCUGAGCAGUCAUGGGGGAAAUAGAGGGGUCAUACCGGGUCCUGCAGACCCCCGGCACAAGGCUGGGAGCCCAAUUUAAUGCAGGUAUCAGCACGUUGGAGCCGGGCCAGAGCCUCAGUGGCAACACGAUCAGUGGGACCAACGGCCAGGGUCGAGGGCUUCAAGUCCGUGUCCAGGGUCUGGAUGAAUCCCAGGAGUUCUUUGACUUGGACACAAAAGCGUUGGGGCAGACGCUCCUCUGUGAGGUCUUUCUGCGAGGCAACCUCAUCGAGAGCGAUUACUUUGGUCUGGAGUUUCACAGCACACAGAUGAACUGGCUCUGGCUGGAACCCACUAAACUCAUUGUGAAACAAGUCAAAAGACCAGCAAAUACUCUGUUUAGACUCUCAGUAAAAUUCUUCCCUCCAGACCCUGGUCAGCUGCAGGAAGAGUACACAAGGUACUUAUUCUCCCUGCAGAUGAAAAGAGAUCUAACGGAGGGACGCUUGAUCUGCACAGAAAACACCGGAGCCCUUCUCGCCUCUCACCUUGUCCAAUCCGAGAUCGGAGACUACGACGAGGCGGCGGACAGAGACUUCCUGAGGAACAACACGCUGUUGCCUUACCAAGAGAAGGUGCAAGAAGCCAUCAUCGACUUCCACCGUCGACAUCUGGGCCAGACGCCCGCUGAAUCCGAUUUCCAAAUCCUGGAGAUCGCCCGCAAACUGGAGAUGUACGGCGUCCGCUUCCACCCAGCGGCCGAUAGGGAGGGCACCAAGAUCAACUUGGCCGUGGCUCACAUGGGCCUGCAGGUGUUUCAGGGCCACACAAAGAUCAACACCUUCAACUGGUCUAAGAUCCGUAAGCUGAGCUUUAAGAGGAAACGCUUCCUGAUCAAGCUCCACCCAGAGGUCCAUGGCCCCCAUCAAGACACCCUUGAGUUCAUGAUGGGCAGCCGGGACCAGUGUAAAGUCUUUUGGAAGAUCUGCGUGGAAUAUCACUCCUUUUUCCGUCUCUUUGACCAGCCUCAACCCAAACCCAAAACAAUACUUUUCACCAGAGGCUCUUCUUUCCGAUACAGUGGGCGGACCCAGAAGCAGCUUGUGGAGUACGUCAGGGAAAAUGGUGCAAAGAGAACCCCAUACCAGAGGAGGAACAGUAAAAUACAAACGUCGUCUCGCUCCCUCACCAUCGAUGUGCCUAAACAGAGCUUGUCAUUCAGCGACCGUCUCAGGACGGUGGGCUCUUCUCCGGCUUCCUCCGUGUCCUUCCACUCGCCGCACAUCUCCAACAUCAGCCCGCGAAAAGAACGCCAAGCUCAGCAGCAGCAGCAGCAGCCUUCGCCCGCCAAGGCGCCCUCUUCAGCGUCUUCCCAGCAGGAGCAGCAGGAGCCACUCCACACUGCCAGACCCCCCAGCCCCCCAAAGGAAGAACCCGUCAACGAUGCCACUCCCCCGUCUCACUUCGCUUUUCAAGACACUGCGGUGGACAGCCCGCAGCUCUCGCCCUUUGACGCCAAGGGCCCCCUCUGCCUGUCGCCCUCCUUCCAGAUGUCCACGCUCAGCCUGCCGAGCCAUGCCUCCUCACCCCUGCAAAGCCCCAUCCUGAGCGAGGUGGGCAGCACUGCCAGGCUGGACGAGGAGGAGGAGGGCAGGAGGAAGAGAUAUCCUGCCGACAAGGCUUACUUCAUUGCCAAAGAGAUUUUGACCACAGAGAGGACCUACCUGAAAGACCUGGAGGUCAUCACGGUGUGGUUCCGCAGUGCAGUGAUCAAGGAGAACGCUAUGCCUGAGGGACUGAUGACGCUCCUGUUCUCCAACAUCGACCCCAUCUACGAGUUCCAUCGAGGCUUUCUCAAGGAGCUGGACCAGCGCCUGGCUCUCUGGGAGGGGCGUUCCAACGCUCAUGUCAAAGGGGACUACCAGAGGAUCGGUGACGUGAUGCUGAAGAACAUGUGUGCUCUCAAGGAGUUCACUAGCUACCUGCAGAAGCACGACGAGGUGCUGACGGAGCUGGAGAAGGCCAGCAAGAGGCUGAAGAAGCUGGAGAUGGUCUACAAGGAGUUUGAGCUGCAGAAGGUCUGCUACCUGCCCCUCAACACCUUCCUGCUCAAGCCCAUCCAGCGCCUCAUGCACUACAAGCUCAUCCUGGAGAGGCUGAGCAAGCACUACUCGCCCGCACACCGCGACCACGCCGACUGCAAGGAGGCUUUGAAGGAGGUGGCAGACAUAGCCACGCAGUUGCAAAGCAGCCUCAUCCGGCUAGAAAACUUCCAGAAGCUCACCGAGCUGCAGCGAGACCUGAUCGGAAUAGAGAAUUUAACAGCGCCGGGGAGGGAGUUCAUACGUGAAGGCUGUCUAUACAAGCUGACCAAGAAGGGGCUGCAGCAGAGAAUGUUCUUCCUGUUCUCCGACAUGCUCCUCUACACCAGCAAAGGCGUGACGGCGACCAAUCAGUUCAAAGUGCACGGACAGCUGCCCCUUCACGGCAUGAUUCUCAUAAUUCUGGAUGCACCGGUGGAGGAGAGCGAGAACGAGUGGUCAGUGCCGCACUGCUUCACCAUCUACUCUGCACAGAGGACCAUUGUGGUGGCUGCAAGCUCCAAGGUGGAGAUGAGCAAAUGGAUCGAGGACCUCAACAUGGCCAUCGACUUGGCCAAGAAGUCGCAGGAGAAAUCCAGUGUCUUCCUGGACGGCAGCCUCACCGAUCACUCCAACCGGUCAUCAGAUGAGGUUUCAGUGGAGCAGGAGUCAGAGGACGACAUGAACUCGUCGCGCACGUCGCUGGACAAGCAAACGCACCACCGCGCCAACACCACCAUGCACGUGUGCUGGCACCGCAACACCAGCGUGUCAAUGUCCGAUCACAGCUUGGCUGUGGAGAACCAGCUGUCGGGUUACCUCCUGAGGAAGUUCAAGAACAGCAACGGCUGGCAGAAGCUUUGGGUAGUUUUCACCAACUUCUGCUUGUUCUUCUACAAGACACACCAGGACGACUUCCCGCUGGCCAGCCUGCCACUGCUGGGCUACACUGUCAGCACGCCCGAGGAGGCGGACGCCAUUCACAAGGAGUACGUCUUUAAACUGCAGUUCAAGUCGCACGUCUACUUCUUCCGGGCCGAGAGCGAGUACACCUUCGAGAGGUGGAUGGAGGUGAUCAAGAGCGCCGCCAGCACGACGGGCAGGAUGAGCCUGCUCAUUCCCAAAGGAGGUCCCCUGGAGAUGAACGGAAACUGACAGCGCACCUGCGUCUGGAGGCGGGGCCUCUGGGACGCCAGUCACGCAAUAACACACACUUCUCACCUUUUAACGGUAUUAAUUUGUGGGCGUGGCCAACGCGGGCGUGAACUUUUAUGGGACCAACUGAAAGUGAAGGAACCGCACGUGAAACAUGAAGGUGCAGAGGCGUGUGCGAUGAUGAAGCUGACGAAGGUUCUGGAAGGUUGCGAGGAGACACAUUUCCACUUUGAAGACGCAGCGCCGCCCUCAGGACUUUUCUAAUCGGUAUUAACGAAGGCCGCUCUGUCCCGGCGGUCGUGAGCGUAUACUACUUCCCUCUUUAAUUGUUAACCCCCCCAUGUUGCGUGGCAUAAGGGGUGGAAGCCAUCUUUGUGAGGUCACACGAUGGUGACACGCGUAUAAUAUGACUGAUGACUGGAAUGGAAGUCAUGUGACCUUGCGGCUGUCGCAAUAUGUUCUAGUGCUCUAUUUAUUGUGUAGCGUGUGGGCAAUGGGGGGUGGUGGGGCCGCGCUCCCCCCUCCUGGCCUCAUUUAUUAUAGACUUCAUGUUUUGUUACUUUUCCUUUGAAACGCCAUCAAAUAAAAAGAUCAUUUCACACGACUGCUGUGGCUGCGUG
Dunckerocampus dactyliophorus (ringed pipefish) is the source of this 3999-nucleotide messenger RNA. It is a transcript of the gene farp2, whose product is annotated as FERM, RhoGEF and pleckstrin domain protein 2. Gene Ontology annotation, molecular function: guanyl-nucleotide exchange factor activity; cytoskeletal protein binding. The record is from RefSeq and is a predicted model, not a curated record. Gene Ontology annotation, cellular component: cytoskeleton. The transcript is spliced from 28 exons. The coding region runs from base 176 to 3379 and encodes 1067 amino acids. NCBI's taxonomy places the organism in Eukaryota, Metazoa, Chordata, Actinopteri, Syngnathiformes, Syngnathidae.